Molecule: messenger RNA, 1621 nt
Organism: Clupea harengus (Atlantic herring)
Lineage: Eukaryota; Metazoa; Chordata; Actinopteri; Clupeiformes; Clupeidae
Gene: crybb3
Product: crystallin, beta B3
Biological process (GO): lens development in camera-type eye; visual perception
Molecular function (GO): structural constituent of eye lens
Source: RefSeq, a predicted model, not a curated record
AACUGUCUGCCUUUUCACAUAUUUCUGUGAACAUUCAGAUGUCUUGAUUCAUGGCAAAGUCACCUCAGACAGCUGGGAACUUACCAACUCAGAAUGUAAGCCAUUUCUCAACAUCAGUCUAAUAUAAAUCAGUUGCCAAAUGCAAAUGCAAAAAGAAAGGGAUAGAGAGAGAAAAAAAUGAACAGGGGGGGGGGGCACCUGGACAGACAGACAGUUGCUGGACAGAAUCCACCGUUGGAUGGGUGUGGCCAGAAAUCCAGAGAGAGAGAGAGAAACAGAGAGAGAGAGGUAGAGAAAGAGAGAGAGAGAGGGGUGGUGUGCAGGUUUGUGCUGAGUGGGGCUGAUCUCUCUGAAUCCUCUUGGCUCGCACCCUGCCUGUGCCCGCUGUGGGAGUGUUGGCGGCAGGGCAGCCGGGUGGCGCGGGGCAGCCGGUGCCAACCCAGCCACUAUUGAGAGUCAGUGUGACGGACACAAUGCGAACGACAGACUUGCUGCAUCAACAGCCUCACCCACCCAGCACUUUUCUGCUGCUCUGGACAGAAAUAAACCAUAAAAACCCCCCCUGGCCCCCGGUGUAUGCUCGCCACACACACGCCCGCUCACACACCCCCCACCCACACACACAACAACACACCCACACCAGAGUGAGAGAAAGAGAGAGAGAGUGGGCGAGAAAGAGAAAGAGAGAAAGGUGUACAAGCGGCGAACUGAAGUUACAAGCGGACCAGGGAGUAUGUCGGAGACGCAAGGUGCCCCAGAGCAGCUGGCCGCUGGGAAAAGCCAGGGUGGGGCAGGAGCUACCUACAAGGUGGUGCUGUAUGAAUUUGAGAAUUUCCGAGGGAAGAAGGCAGAGUUCUCUGCAGAGUGUAAGGACGUUUGCGAGAAGAGCCUGGAAAAAGUUGGCUCAGCAGUGGUAGAGUCCGGACCGUGGGUGGCGUAUGAGCGUAAGGCCUUUGCUGGGGAGCAGUUUGUUCUGGAGAAGGGCGAGUACCCCCGCUGGAGCGCUUGGACCAAUAGCCAGAACAGCUACUGUCUGCUGUCCGUGAGGCCUCUCCGUGUGGAUAGUGCGGAUCACAAGCUCCACCUAUUUGAGAAUGGAGGCUUUGCCGGUAGGAAGAUGGAGAUCGUGGAUGAUGAUGUACCCAGCCUCUGGGCUCAUGGCUUUCAGGAUCGCGUGGCCAGCAUCAAAGCCCUGAACGGAACGUGGGUGGGCUACAUGUACCCAGGCUACAGGGGGCGCCAAUACGUGUUCGAGCACGGCGACUACAAGCACUGGAACGUGGGGGCGGCCGUACCACAGGUCCAGUCCGUCCGCCGCGUGCGCGACAUGCAGUGGCACAAGAGGGGCUGCUUCACCGCCCCGGAGCCUACCCCCAACCCCGCCCCUCCUCCCCCCGCCCCUCCCGCCGCAGCGGGCACCAGCUGAAGGAGAGCAGCGAGCCCCCCCAGCCUUGGGCCCCCCCUCGGCACUGGCGCCCCCCCCUCCUCUUACGCCCCGCCAGGCCUCCAUCCCUCUCAGAGGGCCACCAAGAAGCGGCGAACUCGGAAGUGACCGCCUUCCCCGUGUGUCUCGACUGGAAUAAACAAUAAAGGCUUUGGCCCAGAUUUGGUUUGAUCACAA